Molecule: messenger RNA, 2718 nt
Organism: Wallemia mellicola CBS 633.66
Lineage: Eukaryota; Fungi; Basidiomycota; Wallemiomycetes; Wallemiales; Wallemiaceae
Product: P60-like protein
Exons: 3
Coding region: 1-1314 (437 amino acids)
Biological process (GO): ribosomal large subunit assembly; rRNA processing
Cellular component (GO): nucleolus
Molecular function (GO): 5S rRNA binding
Source: RefSeq, a predicted model, not a curated record
AUGCCAAAAGUAGGACGCAAAGGCAAGAAAGAAUGGCGUAAAAAUGUCAAUACAGAAGACUUAGAAGCUAAUUUAGAAAGUUUGCGUGAAGAGCAGAAAGUUUACGGUACAAAAUUAGACGACAAAGCUGAUAAAGAUUUAUUCCAAGUCGAUAUAAAAGGUGAUGAGGGCGUUAGAAAGCGUGUAAAGAAGGAGAAGAAGCCAUUGAAAUCACUCUCUAUUCUCAGUCAGCGUUCUGCCAUUCCUGCGCCAUCAACUAAGCAUACAAUCUCAUCAGAUGAUAAGCGUCGUUUGAGAGCUAUUUCCAAGCGUGAUAAAGGUCCUUUAGGCGCUUCAUUCAAACCUCAAGAAGGUGAAUCUAUCGCUGCACAAGGUCUCACAAAAGCUGCGAAAGAAGCUGGGAAAUACAAUUUAUGGAAUGAUGCACAAACUGAAGAACAGGAAGUUAAGGAUGAAAUUGAUAAUAGAGAAGGUUUUGAUGUAGUCAAUUUAAAAAGGAAGCCGACCGUUAAAGUUCCUAGUCAUCCUACUUUCAAAACUGGCCUUGAACCCGUCGAGAAACCUCACGCUGGUCAGUCAUAUAAUCCAUCAUCUAAAGAGCAUGAAGAACUUCUUAAAGCAGCAUAUGAUAAGGAAUUACAACGUAAACUUCGCGCUGAAGAAAACGCAAAUAUUCGUCGUCGUAUGCAAGCUGCCAGAAAAGCCGGUGGAAUGGAAUUAGAUAUCCCAGACAGUGAUGCUGAAGAUGUUGAAGAAGAUGACGAAGAGGAGCAAGAUGAUGCUGAAAAAGCAUCAGCAGAAGAAAACGUUGAAAACGAGGAUGAGGACUUCGAAACAAAGGAAAAGAAGAGAAUCGAAGAAUUUAGAUUAGCAAAGAAGAAGCGCAAAGCUGCUUUGCAACUCAAGAAAGAUAAGAUUGACAAAGAUAGAAGCGCCUUCCUCAAAGCACAGAAACAUGCCAUAACUCAAGCACCAGGAAUUAACAAAGCAUUAUUGAAGAAGCUCAGAAAGCAAGAAGAACGCGCUCAAGCUCGCAAAGAAGCAAACGCUUCCAAAGAACUUGGUGUUGGUGGAUUAGAAGGAAAGAAAGUCGGAAGUCAUGUCGUACCAACGGCUGAGGUGGAUGUUCAACUGGGAGAAGACUUAUCUGAGUCAUUGAGAGGUGUUAAGACUGAAGGUAAUCUAUUCAGAGACCGUUUCUUGUCCAUGCAAAAGCGUGCACUCAUUGAACCAAGACAACCAGUAGCUGCCAGACGUAAAUACAAGCGUAAGGAUUACGAAACACCAGCAUUUAGAUUUUGGGAGAAGAGGUAAAUCAUAUUUAUUUAUACAUAUACAUUGUAAUUUGGUUUGAUAUAUGAAAAAUGCAAGAGGGAUAAGGAAAGUGAGGUAUAUAUGCAUAAUGUUUUAGUCAAUCAUUUUGUCAUCCUCCAAGUCAAUAUCGAGUUGAUCAGAGUUACGUCUCUGCUUCUCUUUAUGUGGUGUAUGCGUUACUGGAAGCUGCUUUUGCUUGAUGAGGUUAUUAUCAAUGACUUUGAUUCGAUAAAGGAUGUGCCUGGUUGAUUUGUUAUUAUGUUUAGUAACGUUUAAAGCUUUGCUAAGGAGUGCUUGACGGGUAUCCUCCUCUGUUUUGUGGAAAAUGCCAGUUACUUUGUCAAACUUAACAUUUAAAGAUCCUGAUUUAAUGAGUUGGAUAGUCUGAUCGAGGAUAUCAUCUCUUCCGAACGUAUUUUGUAAAUUUUCCAGGCUAAGAUUCUUGAAGCUAUCAAAGUAUUGAAGUAUAGACCGAUUAUAAAUCAACUGGAAGAGGUCACUAACGUGAUUAUGCAGAUGUGGAUCUAAAAUAUAACGCCAUUUUUGUUCUUCUAACAACCCAAAGAGUUCUUUGUAAUUUGAAUUGCAGUAUAGCAACAAUAAUUGUUUAGUGUGUGGUUCAAAUUCAAAUUUCGACCUGAGAGCAUCAUUAUCGAGAAUCCUUUGACGUAUCUGACUCCUAGAUUGAGUUGCCAAUGCUGUGAGUGAAAGGUAAACGAGUGAGUCUGGUAAAGAGACAGAAGUGUCGUCAAUUGGUGCAUCCGAGAUAUUGCAAAUGUUUUCAACGACAUUUGAAAAGUUUGAUUGACCCAAGUCGGCAAUAGCAGCAGCUAAUAGCAAAUUGUUGGAUUUACUAUUGAGUGAAAUAGAGUUUAUUUUUAUGAUUGAAUUCUUUAUGAGAGAGUAAUUACGUAACUCAAUCGAUAGCGAGAUCAGAUUGAGGUUGUUCUCUAUCAACUGAUCGGUAGAGCUAAGGUAAUCCCUCGCUUUGAGAUAGCAAUUGAGGGAAUGCUCCAAGAAACCAGCUUGCUUGUAUAAGUCGGCAAGUGAGUAAUAGGACAUCUAAAGAGAACUUGUCAGAGUGAAUAGAAGGCUGUUAAACUACCCACCCGAAUAGACUCUUUGAGGUUGUUAUUCAGGUAACCCUUCAACUCGAACUCGAGUGAUUGCAGUUUAGAUUUAAAGCUAGACUCAGUGUUGGUGAUAUACUCGUCGUCUAUUGGGAUCUUCUCGGUGGAGAGAUUGUUGUAUAGAUUGAUAGCGUCAUUGUAGGCUGAAUAGUUAGCAGUGUUGUGUGUUCUAGUAAUUAAUAAAUUAAUAGCCUCUUGUCUAAAAGGGCUAUCUAUAGUUUUAAUAAAAUUUAAAUUCUUUAUUUUCUGAUUCUUUAUUUCCAUUCUCUUAUCG